Messenger RNA from Cucurbita maxima (winter squash), 2222 nucleotides. RefSeq names its product AMSH-like ubiquitin thioesterase 3. Gene Ontology annotation, biological process: protein K48-linked deubiquitination; protein K63-linked deubiquitination. The coding region runs from base 265 to 1536 and encodes 423 amino acids. The record is from RefSeq and is a predicted model, not a curated record. Lineage: Eukaryota; Viridiplantae; Streptophyta; Magnoliopsida; Cucurbitales; Cucurbitaceae. The transcript is spliced from 12 exons. Gene Ontology annotation, cellular component: endosome; membrane. Gene Ontology annotation, molecular function: metal-dependent deubiquitinase activity; protein binding; K63-linked deubiquitinase activity.
UGCAUCAAGGAAUCGCGUGUGGCGUGAGAAGUCAAAAACGAGCACGGUGGCGAGUCGCGUUUGUGAAUUCGCCUCUCGAAAAUUUCACGGCCAAAGCCCGCGCGCCCUCUCCUGCAGGCUGCAACCUCAUCAUGUUUGUAUUUGAGUGACAGCUUCAACUUCAAUUCUUCAGCCCCAAAUAAUCUGGUUUAGAUUCACCGUUCAUAAAGGAGUUUCUACGGGGAGUUCUUCAGAUUGAUUGCUAGCUUUUGCCUUCAAUUGAAAAUGAAAAUCAACAUCGAUAGGGAGGCACGAAAAGUUGCGGUUGAUAAUCGAAUUCCUCUCCGGAAUUACUUUCGGAUCGCCGAUAAUCUCUUAAAACAGGCUGAUAUUUAUCGGGAGGAGAAUAAUGUUGUGGAUUUGUUCAUUAUACUUCUUAGGUUUUCAAGCUUGGUUUCCGAAACCAUACCACGGCAUCGUGAUUACCAGGCUUUUUUCCCAAAGGAGAAGAUUUUUUAUAAAAAGAAACUGCUGAGUGUAGUAGAUGAACUUGAGUCCUUGAAACCUGAAUUUGAUCGCCGAGUAAAUGAACUGGAGAAAGUGUCUGGACGGCCUCGUCUUCCUCCAUCCGAUGAGCAGGGAGGAGUUUCAAACAGUCUGCGUCCGUCUUCUAUGAUACAGCCCUAUGCAAAUGGAAACUAUUCAUUGGUCUUGGAUCAAAAGCAGCAUGCCAAUUCACAGCCACAAUCUUCAUGGAGGUAUCAUGAUGGCCGAGGUCAAGUUUCUCAAUCAAGUUACUCAAGGAUUGAGAAUAGGUUAUCAAAUCUGUCUCUUAAUGUACCACUUCCUAAACCCGAAACUCUGUCUAGACACUCUAUUUUGGGACCUAGUGGUUUUCAGGGCCAAUGGAAGGGGCCAAGUACAGAUAAGAUUCACUAUCCAAGAAAUCAGGACUUUACUCCUUUAGAUUCAAGACUGAAUCAAAUUGAACAAUGUGAUCUAGUGGCGCAUAAAGAUAGUGGUCCAGGAGGUGUCAUGUCGAUGAUGGAAUCAGUGCUCUCACUAGAUGAUGGUAGAUGGCCUCAUCCUGCAGACAUUUCUAUUACUCCAUUGAUUACAGAAGUAAGGGAGGAUCCUUUCCCAUUGGUUAAACAACCUUCUCCUCCUCCUGUUCUUGCAAAGGUUCAGCAGGAAUAUGCGACAAUUCCCCCAUCUAAAGUUGCGGAUCCAAGGCCUGGAGUGGCAAAACAAUCGUUGGAUGAGUCUGAGUCGUUCCAACGUUUACACAUUCCAGUAAAAAUGCUGGAUGAUUUCUUGAGAUUGGCUCGAGAAAAUACAAAUAAGAAUCUGGAGACUUGUGGUGUUCUAGCUGGCUCUCUGAAAAACAGGGUUUUUUACAUAUCUACGCUCAUAAUCCCAAAGCAAGAAUCAACAUCAGAUUCCUGCCAGACGUUGAAUGAAGAGGAAAUAUUCGAGGUUCAAGACAGAUUAUCACUUUUUCCCCUUGGUUGGAUCCAUGUAAGCUUUCUGGCUCUCUAUGCAAUAGAUAGUUUAUGAUUACAGAAUUUGGGAACACAAAGCUUCGUAAGUAAUCUGCCUUUGUAUUUACUGUUCAUCAUAUUUUCUCCAUAGUCUCAAUAUGAAUACGGAUAGAACAGGACGAACAACCACGUAUAGACAAACAUAACUACCCUAGAGAUAAACGUAAAUCAACGGAGAUACCUACAAGAUAACUGUCUAUAACCACCCAUAACAGCUCAAAACCACCCGAAAUACUGACUUUUCUCACCCUUUCUAGUCUUCUUCACAAUCUUAUCCUCGUAGAAUAGUUGUGAUGGGCUUGAGGUCUAACGGACGCUGGUUUUGCUCCUCUCAUAGGAAUCAGUAGGAUACUCAUCUGAUUAUAUUGUGUGAUUUGUAUUUUAUAAUUCACCCUUUCAGUAGUCCGUCAUGUGAUUUGUAUUUUGUAUUUGUAUUUUAUGUGCAGAACUUCAAGGAAUAUGUAAACAGGGAGACAUCAGUUUGUAUUAAAAUUGUUAUCAUACACUAGCUUAUCGGAUUUUAUUUGGAUUGAGCAGUCCACUUACUUCUUACUAUCCUGAACAACCGUCCUUGCAUUGUGUUACUUAAGUUGACUUGCUCUGUAGAAAUGUCUUGAGAUAAAUGCUCUAAAUAAAACUGGAAUUUUUGUUCUUGAGAAUAUAGAAAUUUUCGGUUUUUAACGUUUCGAUUUGGUCGUAUUU